GUUUAAAUGCACAAUCAUGCUGAAGCGUGCGGUUUCUAAACACAGCCUGUGGCGCCAUCUAGGGGUCAUUUAAUUGAUCACAAGACAUAAUAAUACGUAACAGAACAUAAUAACACGUGAGAGACGCUGAGGUGUUGCUGACAGUGUGUGUGUGUGUGUGUGUGUGUGUGUGUGUGUGUGUGUGUGUGUGUGUGUGUGUGUGUGUGCACGUGCAUGGAGUUAAUCAAGUGAGAUUACAGACCUGACCCUAAUCCCUCUGACCUUACUGUCAGAGAUCUCGUCUCAGACACACAUAUCACUCUCAGGAGACGCUCCGAUCAGCUAUGUAGAUUAAGGUGUCUGGAUUAAGAGAUUGACCCGUCUCACCUGCAGUGUACGAUGGCACCGGAUGAAGCAGUCACGCCGACAUGCCAGGCUAAGACCUCCGCCCUUCAUCCACUAGACUCCGGUGGCAUCGACAGACUCUCGCACACACCUGUCCCCCAUGUGUCAGCAGCACCCACUGGAGAAGCUCGGGCUCCGCUUACAUGCUCCUCCAACGAUGCCGACAUUUUCCCAUCUGCUGUGGCUCCAGUGCACGAUAUCCGUCUCUGUGCGAGGUCCUCGGAGAGACAGAGGAAGGCGGAGAACUUUGAGAACUUUCCACCUAGGCGUCCACUGAAAUUAGCACCGAUAGAGCUCCCCCUGGAGGUGAAGGAGGCUCAGAGGCAGAAGAUACACUCCAUCUGGAAGGAGGCGGACGAUCUGGAGCAGACUGUUAAGAAAGUGAGCAAUCAUGGCAAAGCCCUCCUCUUACCUGUCAAUCAAAUUACAGUUGGUCAUAGGUUGGUCAACAAAGAGCUAGCUCAUCAGGCGCUCAAAGCGAAAUUUGCCAUUCACUCCUCUCCAGAUCUGUUCCAAACUCACCAGAAUACGACUUCCGUCCAAUCAGCACGUGGCGGGGUGAAUAUCGGCCAAUCAGAGGUUCGCAAAGCUGGCCGCUCCAAACUGCGCAAGGCUCGGCAGCUUGACGAGGACCAGAGCAAAUCUGGAUCUUCCGCAGAGGGAUUAAAGGAUGAUGAGGGCAAACCUGCAGCAUCAGGGGCAACACUGCGCCAGCGGGAGAUAGGGAAAGUUCUGGAAAAGCCAUCGAGCAGGAAUCUGGUGGGAAAAGUUUCCGAGGUGGUGGUGGGGAGAGGGAGCAAGAGGAUGGCUGUUUACGGCAUCCAGGAAGCUGCACUUUAAUACUUUAACUCUCAGAGGAUGUAAGAACUGUCUGUCCUUAUUCUUUAGUCUCUCUCUCUCUCUCUAUAUAUAUAUAUAUAUCUUAUUCUAUAUAUGUCUGUCUCACACACUUUACUCUAUUUUUCUAGCUUGCCAUCAUUGUGCGGUCUUUCUCUUGUUAUCUUUCUCUUUCUUUAACUUCAUCUCUCUCACACACACAUUACAAUUUCCAAUAAAGCAUUAUUGAAUAUUGCAAUCUGCAAAAGUAUUAGUCUUAGUAUUUCCAGAGCACCUCCGAGACCCUGCACUGAUCCAGACUCGGCUUCUGACAUAUCCAGAGGAAGAGGAAUGUGAUCCUAGAUGAGUAAAUGCUUUGUGAAUCCCUUUGUCAGACAGCGAUAAAUAACACGAGGGAUAAAACAACUCACUCGGUCUCAGAGCACUAAGCUUGCAGCUAACUCCACUUUAUUGGCAGUUCAGAUAGGAUGAGGGGCUUGGAGCUCUACCUUUAACACUCCAAGUGUCAGUACAUGACAGUUUUUAUCCAUGCCUUAAUCAGUUCUGUAGCUCACCACCAUGCUCCACAGGUCUCAGAUCAGCUCAGUUCUAAUCAUACUGGAGUAGAAAAUAGCCUCUAAAGAACGAAAUCACAAAAGGUGGAAUUUAUUGGCAUUACACAUGUAUACAUAUACACACACGCGUACAGAACACGCUUAGAAAAAAAAAAACACUUUGAAAAGUUCUUUCAGAUAGCUAGGUAUUCUUAAGAUCCUUAAAGGCAUCCUACAUAGAACCCUAAUAAAGAAAUGUUGCAUUAUUCUGCAUACAGUAGAUCACCCUUAAGGGUUCU
Ictalurus punctatus (channel catfish) is the source of this 2053-nucleotide messenger RNA. RefSeq lists its product as uncharacterized. Lineage: Eukaryota; Metazoa; Chordata; Actinopteri; Siluriformes; Ictaluridae. The coding region runs from base 379 to 1224 and encodes 281 amino acids. The transcript has 2 exons. The record is from RefSeq and is a predicted model, not a curated record.